[Candida] anglica is the source of this 1221-nucleotide messenger RNA. Lineage: Eukaryota; Fungi; Ascomycota; Pichiomycetes; Serinales; Debaryomycetaceae. The record is from the annotation of a GenBank genome assembly.
AUGUUGACCAGACGAUUGUUAGGAGCAAGAUGUGGAGCCUUAGGCAUGAGGUUGGGACGUUUGUACACAACACGGGUGGCAGAAGAAAAAUUCACGCCUAUUAAUUUGGAUGACAUGCCCAAGCUUCAUCCACUGCUUUUGAAAAGAGCUGAGACGUUAAAGGAAGAGUUGAGUGUAUUGGAGAAUAAAAUAGAACAAGGAUCCUUUGACCAGGAAACUAGUGUGAAGUUCUCGACGGUUCUGGGGAUUUUGGAAACUUAUGGACAAUACGAGUCGUACAAUGAAAGUCUUGAAUUAUUAGUUGAGAUGUUAAAUGAAGAACAAGACGCGGAGCUUGUACAAGAUGCAGUGGGAGAACUCAAGGAGAUCAUUCCUAAGUUGAUACAAUGUACGCAGAAGUUGCAGGCUAAACUUAUUCCUGCGGUGUUACAUGCUGAUAAGCCAACGAUUAUGGAGUUGAGACCUGGGGUCGGAGGUUCUGAAGCACAACUUUUCACCGGAGAUUUGCUCAAUAUGUAUAUAAAUUUUGCUAACCAUAAGAGAUGGAAAUGGAAACUUGUUCUGAAGAAUGAGGUUGGGGGUGUUGGUGGUGGGAGUGGAUUAUCUGAAGCAGUACUUAGUAUUGAUGAGCCAAGUUCAUAUAACAUUUUAAGACAUGAAAGUGGGGUACAUCGGGUUCAAAGAGUUCCAGCAACAGAAACAAAGGGUAGAACACAUACUUCCACAGCAGCAGUCGUUGUGUUACCAAAAAUGUCUGACGGAACAGAUGCUUCGUUGGCUGAAGAUGAACGCCAAUUUCAGCCUGGAGAAGUCAGAAUUGAUACCAUGAGAGCAGGUGGGAAAGGUGGACAACAUGUGAAUACCACAGAUUCUGCCGUUAGACUUACGCAUAUCCCCACUGGUAUUCAAGUGCAACAACAAGAUGAACGGUCGCAACCACUUAACAAGGCCAAAGCAUUCUCCAUCUUGCGUAGUAGAUUGGCAGCACUUGAUCGAGAAAAGGAAAUUGCCGAACAGAAGAGUUUAAGAACAACUCAGGUGUCGACGACAGAUCGUUCAGAUAAGAUUAGAACAUAUAAUUAUUCUCAGAAUAGAGUAACAGAUCAUAGAUGUGGAUACUCUAUCCAUGACAUUGCAGGAUGUUUAUCAGGAGAACGAUUAGAAGAGAUUAUUGAAGCGGUGGAACAAGAGGAAGUUAAAGAAAAAUUAGAGGCAUUAUAG